UUCUCAGAAGAUGACAGCCUGUCUCCUAGGACAAAGAAUCCAGUGCAAGGCAGUCUCCCCUCCUGCUCAAGGUGCUCACCACUGAAAAAGAAUAUGCAGGACACAGCUGGCACUGACACGGAACUCAUGUCCUCCAUGAUGCAAAAAAUCACUCUGUUGGAACAAAAAAUAGAGAAACAAGCACAAGAAAUGCAACUGAAGGACAGGAGGAUUGCUGAACUUGAAGAGAAGAUGAAGACUCUUCAGCAAAGAGCAGAUGUCCCUGACUCAUCCACAGCAGAGGAACUGGAAAUGAGGUGCCUUCAGCUGCAGAGCCAGGUCUGGGAGAUGGAGCGGUUUCUAAAUGACUAUGGUCUGAUCUGGGUUGGAGAGAGACAUGAACAACUGGAAGAUUUAGAAUCGUUCAAGGAUGAAGAAGAGCUGCCAGCAAGGAGCCUCUGGAAGCCAGGUGAAGCAGUUGUUUCCAAACACCAGAUUGAUUUCGAUUUAAUCUUGGAAAACGUGAAGGAUUUGAAUGUGCUGGCUGGAGAAGGCAUUUCUCAAAUCGAGCACACGCCUGGGGGUGCUCGGCUGAGACAGCCAGAACCCCUUCCCCUCACGCUGUAUCAAAAUGGGAUCGUGGUCAAUGGACCCUUUCGGCCCUACGAGGACCCAUCCGCACAGCAAUGCCUGCAGGAUAUUAUGGAUGGCUAUUUCCCUUCAGAGUUGCAGAUGCGCUACCCAGAUGGCAUCCCUUUGCGGGUCACUGACAGAAGGGACGUGGUAUUUCGGGAGAGACACCUUCCAGGGAGUUUUCCUGGCCACGGCCAAGUGGUUGGCCAUUCAAAAUCAAGUGAGAUGCAGGAAACCAUUGAUAUCCCAGGUCCCAAAGUCUCCUUGGAGCAGUUAAUCAACAAGCUUUCCAAGCCGUUGAAAAACAGAGAAGCAAUCAGUGUCCAAGGCUCAGCCAAAGCAGCACAGCAGGGCUCUGAUGGGGUGCGGAGCAGCAAAGAGAUUCUUCUGGAGACACCCAGGCUGUCUGCACUGGAGAGGGAAAAGACAGCUGAAGCUUCUGCCCCUGAUAUCUGCACUCUCCGCAUCAAGUCUGAGAGCGGGGAGCAGACAUAUAUUGUAAAGAUGUUGUUCACGGACACCAUAGGGGACCUGCGCCAACGCCUCACCCAUGCCAGGGGUGGAGACUCCAACUCGUAUGAGAUCAUCAGCACCUUUCCCCAGAGGGUGUACAUGGACAACUCCAGGAGCCUGCAGGAAUGUGGACUGAUCCCCAGUGCCUUCUUGCUGCUGCGGAGAAGAGACCCCUCCCAACACGAGGGGACAGGGCUGCAAACAGCUUAACAGCUCGCCCCAAGCGCUGCAAGAGGAAGAAGCUGCCUUGCACUGUUAGUUGUGUUAAAACCUCCCCAGCUGGGAAGAGAGGAGAGGGUUGUCUUUCCAGAUUUAGUUUCACUGCGCCGUUACCCAGGACGGACGGAAGAGUUCAGAGGCAGCAGCGUGGCCUCUCCUUUCAGCACAGGGUGCCAGGCCCAGUCCUGCUGCCUCAUGGGUGGCUGCCUUUCCCCGAGACAAAUGGGCUCCUAACACCGGGGCACUUGUGUCAGCUCAAGCCCAAGACCUGGUUUCUCACCUCUGCUGAAGGUUACACAGGCUCAUCCCCACCCAGGGAAGGCCACCAGCUUUACGCUGGGACCGGGCAGUUGUUUAGCUGGGCUCAGGGAUUCUCUAUAGGAUGGACAAACAGCCAGGGUCAAUUUGCUUUCCACACACAGCUGCUCCCCAGAGAUUUCAAUGCAUUUAUACCACGAGAGAAACAGGCUCAGUUAUAUGGUCCCCAGUAAAACUAAACCAAAAGGCCCUGAGCCACUGCAAUGCUGGGACAGAGCCAGACUCAGCCAGGAGAUCCUGCUGCUGGGUUUCCUGUACGUGAAUGACUCCUUCCCUUGGACAGCCCCCAGCUCCGGCAGGGCCCCGGCUCCCAGCCCCGGCUGCCAGCCUGCCUGCCUCCCUCCCUGGCAGCCUGCUGCAGCCAGGAGCUGGAUGCUGCAACAGGACACCGUGUCAUUGGAGAAGAGCAUAAACCCUUCGCUGCGUCUCUGCUGAACCCUGAAUAAAGCAUCUUCCCUGCUCUCCUGUGGGCUGGGGCUGCACUCCGCAGGCCCCUUUCCCCAACACACUCUUCCUGUUUCAGCUGGGACAAGCUCCCACUUGACUCCCAGCCGACGGCACUCCCACUUGCGAGAGGCAGCACCUUCUGGCAGGUUCCCUUUUAGCAGAGACCCUCAUUAAAGGCUCCCAAUAAAACCGUUUAAGUUGCA
This is a messenger RNA of Falco peregrinus (peregrine falcon), 2312 nucleotides long. It is a transcript of the gene UBXN11, whose product is annotated as UBX domain protein 11. The record is from RefSeq and is a predicted model, not a curated record. NCBI's taxonomy places the organism in Eukaryota, Metazoa, Chordata, Aves, Falconiformes, Falconidae. Bases 94 to 1335 code for a protein of 413 amino acids. Gene Ontology annotation, biological process: proteasome-mediated ubiquitin-dependent protein catabolic process. Gene Ontology annotation, molecular function: ubiquitin binding. The transcript is spliced from 12 exons.